Molecule: messenger RNA, 2135 nt
Organism: Lolium perenne
Lineage: Eukaryota; Viridiplantae; Streptophyta; Magnoliopsida; Poales; Poaceae
Source: RefSeq, a predicted model, not a curated record
GAGAAUGAACAAUCUGUAACUGAUCCUAGGGUUUCGCAUAACGGGAAGAGAUCGGUUGAUGGGGAUGCUGCACGAGAAGCCCGUCCAACAUUGUCCACUGCGCGAUGAUGGAGAUGGAACAGGCACGGCGUGGACGGCGGAGAAGAGGCGCCGCAAGCACCCUCCGAACUCAUCAUCUUCCGAUGCUCCUGCUGCCACUGCCCAGGAUCAUCAAGGCCCGAUUUCUCCUACGACGGACAUGGAGGGCGUCAUCCAAGACCAAGGGCAAGAUCACGAGCUGCGGCUGGCGAGAUCAGACUCGGAACAGCACCAACAAGAAGAGAUUUGGGGGCCGGAAGUAGAAAUCAGCCCGGAGGAUGCCGCCAAUUACACCAAAUGUUUAUCUCCCGACGCUCCUCCUAUCUACACCCGCUCUAGCAUGACAGUUGAGGAAGGGGAGGAUUUGAAUUUGCGUCUUGCACGUUAUCGAAUCGCUUAUUACAAGAAUGUGGCGGAGCCAGAGUUGGCACGUGAGCUCAAGGAUCCACAAGAUUACUCUGUGGAGGAACUUCAGGAGAACGGGUACUUUUUACAUUUAGGGAGUCAUCCUAGUUUCGAGGGGUGCUUCCAUCCAAUCGAUACCUGGGUUGCUGAAUUGAAUGACUACCAACGGCUUCUUGUUUUCAACGGUUCGCGUGAUAGUUCUGACAGUCUAUACAUCUAUUGGGAGGACUACCACGCAUAUUAUCGUACGUAUGAAGUUGACGAUGCUUAUGUCAAGUUUUAUGAAGAGCUAUCAAGCAAAGUCAAGUGGAUUAAAGCGUAUGUGGAUCUGGAUAAAAAAUCUGAGAAGUGGAUAGAGAUGGGUACUAGAGCAGGGAGGCAAGCAAAGAGGAUUGCAUCACGCUUUACCAAUCUGAGUGCUAUUUUAGUUGGUAUGGCAUUCUAUGAGUAUAUAGCUGAGCUGCGUGAGGAUAAGGUCCUCGAGGACUGGUCUCUUUUCUACUUUGAGAUUUGGAAGCUUAAUGACUUGAAAAAGGGAAGUUUGAGAGAUGCCGUGCAGGAAGCAUAUGAAAUGGAGAAAUUUGGUUUAGAAGUUGAGGGAAUGGAGAGCAAGGAAAGGUCUAUUUCUUUCUUUGAACAGAAGUUUAGAUUCCUUACACGUGAGGUUGGCAUUACAGAGAAUACUGAACAGGGUGAAGCUUGGGAUCUGUUGAGAAAAAUAGUUUUCAAGAAGUUCAAACCAAAGAACAUGGCAAAGUACGCUCAAAAGAAGCUAGAGAUUGCAGCGCUAAUGAACAUGGCCCCGAGGCAGACUUGAGGUUCCAAGAUCAUGAAAGACUUGAGGUUCUAGAAUGAGUGUAGCCCAAUUCCGCUGUACUAAUUUACGUAUAUAUCCGUUGGAUUGGCUGUUUUUUAAUUGAGAAUUUGUGUUAUAGAUCCUUAAACUGGCGGGAUUGGUCAAAUAAGAAUAAGCUCACUUGUAGAAUUUUAUGCUAAGUUCAAAAUUAUUAUGGACAUCUUGGGAGCUGCCUCUUUGAAGAUCGAGCUUUAUGUAGCUCUCAAAAAAAGGGUAUUUACAAUUUUCAAAAAAAAAAUCUGAAAACAAAUCUAGAUGAACAUAAGGGUGUAUUCUACAAUCGUGUAAAAUCUGUGCUAAAUACCUGGACGAGUUCUGACAAAUUUUGAGAGUUUGAAAGCAUGCCGUGUUCACUACACUAAGAUCUUUUUUUUUUUUUGUAGCCUAACGUAUAAGGUAUUUCGGAUUGAUAUGUUACACUUUUAGGAUACAUCUCCCGAUACAUCAAGAUUUAACUUUCAGAUUCUUUUUAAACUUCAAAACAUGGCUUUCAAUUCCUCCUAAAAACGAGCUACAUGAAGCUUGAGCUCCAAAAGUCCACACUACGACCACAACACACUAUCCAGCAGUCACCCCUCAAACACAACACAUAUGACUAUCCUCAACCAUUUUUUAUCCUUUCAACCAAUCACAAACUUAGCUGAUGCAUUAUGCAACCCAUCAAGUUAUCCGAAUGCGCUUCUUUGUCAAACUUUACAUCGUCAAGCUAAGUCUUAAUAAUUAGGCCUCCUCAUUGACGAUAGGAAUCCACCGUCCAGAGUCAAUCUUCCUUCUAACAAGGAAACCAGCCAAAAUA